CACAGACACAAAUACUCUGCGGUUCCUAUAUAAACCCACACCCCUCCCCUCAGCUUUCGUUCUCUUCUCUUUGUCUGCACUACGACCUUGUCAUCCUGCCUACUACGACUACGCUUUGUUUUAUAUACCCCUCGCCUCAUUGCGCUCCCCUCGAUUAUCUCUCCACCGCGUAAUACUUUCUCAUUCUCACACUUUGUAUAUCCCCAACCUUCCUUCGCCUGCACUUUAAUAUACCCCUUCUUUGAACUCUUGCACUCCUUGCACACUUUCACUUUAUUGUACAUACCUCUUCUUCAUCAACCAUAAUGUCAAAGAACACAGAGGACCGUUUGACGGCACCGUCCACGCACACGCUGCCCAUGUCUAUGUCCAUGGCCUCAACCACCACCAUCGCUGUCUCCGCCAACAACAUGUUGAGCUCCUCUACCUCCCCUAUGAUGUCCCCCACAUCCACAUCCGCCCGCACAUCCCCAUCCAUCCGCCCAACAGACUCCAAACACAACAGCAACAAUCCCACGGCGAUGCAGAUGUCCGACAGGGUUUGGUAUCUUAGGAACACGAUCCAGGGCAUCAGCGGCAGUCUGAAAUGGGGUCCCAUGCCAGCAAUCGUCGUGCGCGCUGGCCCGCGCUGGAAGUGCACGCUCGACAUCAAUGGACUGGAGCCCGGUUGGUACUCGAUUGUGUUCUGUGUGUCCUUCAAGAACAUGGAUACCAAGGCGCUGCAGUCCUUGACCAUCGAUGCUAGACAGCUCGAUGAUGAUAACCAUGGCGUUUACAUGGCCAAGACUUGUAAAACCAUUAUCGGAAAUGAUGAGCUCCGUAGAAUGCCAACUGAACGCUUUACACGCAUGAGACUGCACCGCCAGAUCGAGCUGGAUGCAGGUGGACCCAUGGAGCUGUCUUUCAACUUUGGAAGUGGAGCGAUCGGUAGUUUUGAGUUGCGCUACGUUACGCUCGAGAGUGGCCAGAACGGUGUCUAUGACCAUGUUCUGUACGGAGAGGGCAAGCCUCAACAGUUCAUCAGUGUUGGCCAGAGCAAACAGGGGUCGGAUCGCAGCACACUCAACGUUCAUUCGUACGCUAUCUCCUCUUCUGGAUCGCACGCAGUUACCCUCUACUUUGAUGAUGGUCGCGCCUUCCUCGAGACCUGGGACUUGCGCGAGUCCAGAGAGGAGGCCCUCGCUGUCACUCCUCGAGUCCACAACACACCUAUCGCGCGUGCGUUCAUCAAUGCCUUCACCACAAACCAUCCGGAUCUCAUGGAUAUCUCUCUUGCCAUCUCCAGCUUUGGGUCCCAGGUCGUACUACAUUCGGCAGAGCCCUCCGAGAGCGGCAUCCCUUGCCAUAUCUUCAACUGUGAACCACCAGCCCCGGCUGACCACGACAUGUCCAAGCCUUGGACUCUGAGCCUCAAGACUAUCUGCCAAGGUCUUAGAGGAUACUAUGGUUACGGUGCCUUCCAUUUUGGCACUAUUGAUUCUCCACACGAGAAGGACGAGCGAUACGUUACAUGCGAUGGAUUGGCAGUGAACAUCUUCAACAUUCAUGGUGAAUGGUCCAUGAUCCGUGUUUUGACCUUGAGUGUUGAGUCGAACCUUGAUGCAGCCUUGGCCAUGUUCCUCUCCAUGCGCGGACGCUACUUUGCCUGGACGGGUGUCAAGGGCAUUGUCUCGAUCUGGGAUAUUGUUGCGGGCAAGCAGGUCUCCUUCAUCCCAUUGGAGGAUGACUACACCAGCGUGUACGCGAACAUGUCCAGGGACGGAUCCAUGGUCGCCAUCUCUGUCAAGGGACGCAUCUCGGUCUACCAGUCGUUCACGGGUGUGAAGCUAGGAGACUUUGAGCCUGGCUUGAGCGACGAGAACUACUUUGAGGUCGUGCUUGAGCGUGAUCACUUUAUGGUUUUGGACAAGCCCGGAGCGGACCCUAACGACCCCGAGCAGAUUGGAUGCCGACGACUGAUCAGCACACGCGAUAUGUCCGUUGCCAAGACGCUGCACAUCCAUCAGGACUAUGAGGUCCAAUACCCGGUACCGAUUGCUAACCCGGCCUUUGCUUAUGCUCAAGGAUCGGUCGUGAACAUUGUCAAGGCUGCCAACGCCCUUGCCCCACCUCGCGAGGGACCCUGUGGCCACGACUGUCAUAUGAACGUGUUGGCUGUCGACCUCUUUACGGAAGAGGAGACCUUGGAGUACAGCUACGAGGAGGGCCCACCAGUGUUCGGGAUCACCGCCAGCCAGGCUCGCAUCAACGGCACCCGGAUGACUGUCAUCACCAUCAACCGUCAUGACGAUAAGCCCAAGCAGUUCGUCAUCCCACUUGGACCCGCCCAAGUCGUAUAUUCUGGUGUCUUUAUCCCAACGAGUUCACAACUGGUCCUGUCGACUGGUCGCUACUUGCAGAUCUGGAAACUAUCCCCUGCUCCUGGUACUGAGGUCGCCGAGCUAGAGCUGGUCUGGAAACUCAAGGAUGAGGGCCGCGAACACACAUCGGAUAUCUGCCAUCGCAAGAUUGCUAGUGCUAGUGCCUGCAACCAUGGGAAGCACUUGGCUGUAGACCUCUAUCCCGCACGUUGGUUCAGAAAGUCGAGGGAGCUUCCUAGAGUUGCCAAGCGAAACGCUGUCGAGACCGUUACGGCACCCAUCUUCAGACUGGACAACAUUGGUACCUCGGAAGCAUUCCGUGUUAACCAUGGAAUCCAAGGUCUGGUCGAGUUGUACGCCUAUGGUGAGGCGGAAUGCCGUGACGCUGUCCUUCGACACCUCCAGACCCUUGUUCGACCAUCGUCCAAGACCCGCACCUCAGCCAUUGCUACGCUCUGCCGGUUCUGGACGCCCGAGAAGAAGGUCUUUUUCGAGGAGAUUGCAGCCAACCUUCUCCCGACCACCCACGUUACCUGGAUUCCUGAUUCACAGCCCAAGUCUAGUAUCGACCCUCUGGCUGUCAUUUUGAAAGCUGCCGAGAGUCAGCCCUCGGCAGUUGGUGUGGCCAAGGUCAUCAUGGACUACUGCGUGGCGCAUGCCAACAGUACCAAGAACCUGUCUUUCCUGUCACCGAUCUUUAAUUCGUGGCGCAAGAUCAUGGCGCAUGCUCCGGGUGAGGCGCUCAGCUGCCUUGACCGCAUGGCGUUUAUCCCUGUGCAGCAGCGUUCGUACAUCAUCAACAACCAUGCCAUCGUACACUCACCCCGACCGCGUCUGGCGUUCUGGAAGACCAACGCUGCGCCGUUGUGGAAGACCGAGGACCCGAUUCUGCAGCUGCAGGUGACACCCAAGAAGCCCAACGCGUUGAACGAGCAGUUCACUCAGCCGGUCUUUGUGGCCUCCUUUGAUGCACUCUGGCAGUACAAGGAAGAGGCCAAGGAGGAGGAGCAACAGGUCCUCGCCUUUACUGAGGCAAAGUCAAUGUGGUGGCAGACACUGUUCUACACGGUUUGGCUAAAGUUGCGACUGACGAACCAGGCCUUUGUUGAGGUCAAGGACUCGAGUCUUGAGUACUUUGAUAACCCGGCCAUUUCUGCGCUGAUCUCUUACAAGUGGAACACGAUCGGCUACAAGUACUGGCUGCUUCGGUUCUUCUUCCAGAGCUUGUACUAUAUCCUGAUCACGGUGGUCGCGGUCAUGCAGGUGUACUACCCAGACUUUAGGAUGCUAAAGGAUGCGUUUAUUGCGAUCGUUGCGCUCUCUGCGAUGUUUCUCUGGCUCGAGCUGACCAAAGCCAUUCGAUGCUGGACCCGAUACAAUUCGAAGAGUUAUCAUAUCGCUGGAAUGCUUGCAUACUUCUUGCCCAUGGUUGCUGCCAUCGACCAAUUGGUGGUGAUCAUGACGACAAACCAGGACGGAAACGCCCGACUUCUCUCGUUCUCAGUCCUUGCUGUAUUCGUCAACAUGCUGUAUGAGCUCCGUGUCAUCAGGAUGGUAUGCAAGUACGUUACGAUCAUCCAGCGUGCAGUCGGCGAGAUUCUAGCCUUCUUUAUCAUCUUUGGUGUGGGUAUCGCGACCUUCACGAUCGCGAUCCUGCAUGUGUUGCAUGCCUGCCCUGUCGACACCUGUACUCGAGAUCCGGACUCGCUUUACCCUACACAGUUCUUUGGUGCCUUGACCUCGACAUUCUUCUUUAUGGCCGGUCGAUUCGGACCCAUUAACGACGAGCUCUCGAGUCAGGACUGGGGCUUCCAUGUGAUGAUGAUCUUUUGCUACCUGUUCACGAACAUUGUCAUGAUGAACGUCCUGAUCUCCCUGUUCAGUAUGACAUUCAUCAAGGGCGACGACUGCUGGCGCUUGACUUGGUUGGAAUGCCGUCUGCGUUACAUCGAGUCGGCCGAGAACAUGUCGUACCACAUCCAGGGGUUCCGUGAGACCAACGAAUACUUCCCCAAGGAAAUCUUCUACACGGCCGAACCACUCAAGGUCUCUGCGUUCUUUGAGAAGCACCGCAAGUCUGGGGGAUUCAAGGAUCUGGUCUCUGCAAAGGCUGAGCAUAAGAACAGAGAGAUCGAGGACCUCAAGCACCAGCAGCACCAGCACCAGCACCAGCAUCAUCAGGAUAGAGAUGACCGUAGUUAUCAUAGCCAUGAUGGCAGCACGAUCGGAAACCAGGAGGAUGAAUUGGCGGUGAACGAGAGGAGGGAUCGAGUCCAGGAGGAGACAAAGGCAGAGUUGUCGGCGAUUAUGAUGACGCUUGCAGAGAUGCAGAGGAGUAUUUUGGAAAUGCGCGAGCCUGUGGUGAGGAGGGAUCCGAAGGCUGAGGCGGCGUAUGAGAGAGCGCAGGCUAGAGAGAUGGUGGAGCAAUGGAUGAAUCCUCGAGGCGAGGAGCAGCAGCAACAGGGUGAAUCCUCGAAUUCUUUGAGUCACCAGCAACAGCAGCAGCAGCAGCAACAGCAACAACAGCAGCAGAGGGCCUAGAGAUAGAGGGAGAGGGAGCAGAUUGU
Messenger RNA from Gamsiella multidivaricata, 4927 nucleotides. RefSeq lists its product as uncharacterized. Gene Ontology annotation, biological process: calcium ion import across plasma membrane. Gene Ontology annotation, molecular function: monoatomic ion channel activity; protein binding. The transcript has 7 exons. Bases 306 to 4901 code for a protein of 1531 amino acids. The record is from RefSeq and is a predicted model, not a curated record. Gene Ontology annotation, cellular component: membrane. NCBI's taxonomy places the organism in Eukaryota, Fungi, Mortierellomycota, Mortierellomycetes, Mortierellales, Mortierellaceae.